Molecule: messenger RNA, 884 nt
Organism: Cuscuta campestris
Lineage: Eukaryota; Viridiplantae; Streptophyta; Magnoliopsida; Solanales; Convolvulaceae
Source: the annotation of a GenBank genome assembly
AAACCUCCCCUAUAAAUUAAAUCCCCCCCCCCCCCCAUGGCCUCAUUCCCUAACCAAGUGUGAGCAUUAUUAUUCAGUAAUAAUACGUUCCCCCUUCCCAAACCCGCUUAAUUAUAAGCAAUCCAAAGUCCUUUUUAAUUUAUCUUAGCUACCAAUGGCAUCACCAAGGUGGUUUGCCGCCGUAGCGGUGUGCGUCGUCUUGGCGGCGGCUUUAGCCCCCCGUGCCGAAGCCGCCAUCAGUUGCGGUCAGGUUUCCGGGGCCCUCGUCCCUUGCUUGUCUUACUUGAAGGGAACCGGGGCCACGCUGCCGCCCGCAAACUGCUGCAGUGGCGUCCAAAAACUAAACAACCUGGCUCAAACCACCACCGACCGCCAGGCGGCUUGCAACUGUCUUAAAACUAUCGCUAAGAGCGUAAGCGGGAUCAAUUUAAAUGCCGCCUCCGGCCUCCCGGGUAAAUGCCGCGUAAACAUUCCGUACAAGAUCAGCCUCUCCACCAAUUGCGCCAACGUGAAGUGAUGCGGACCAAAGUUGCUACCAUUUGCAUGUAUUAGUGAUAAUAAAACAUUGUGUGACCCGAUGGUGGAGUAAUAAAUUGUGAGGUUUCCUUUGUGAUGGAUGAUGAUCCCUUUUUGGGGUCUGAUUAGGAUCAGUAUGUGAACUUCUUGGAGACCUCUUUCUUUCUUUCUUUCUUUCUUUCUUUCUUUCUUUUUCCUUUGUUUGUUUUGGUUAUCUACUCGUUGGAUCAGCGGGCAUGUAUGUUGCUAAUGGGUUUUACUUUUUUUAUCCGUCCCACAAAACACUUCUCAUUCCUUUUAAAAAGUCUCUUUUACCCCUUACUUUUUCAUACUCUAACUAUCACAUCAUACCUUUUUACUUAUAAUCU